This is a messenger RNA of Stegostoma tigrinum, 4357 nucleotides long. Its product is annotated as fructose-2,6-bisphosphatase TIGAR-like. Bases 2366 to 3187 code for a protein of 273 amino acids. Gene Ontology annotation, molecular function: fructose-2,6-bisphosphate 2-phosphatase activity. NCBI's taxonomy places the organism in Eukaryota, Metazoa, Chordata, Chondrichthyes, Orectolobiformes, Stegostomatidae. Gene Ontology annotation, cellular component: cytosol. The record is from RefSeq and is a predicted model, not a curated record. The transcript is spliced from 6 exons. Gene Ontology annotation, biological process: positive regulation of DNA repair; negative regulation of programmed cell death; regulation of pentose-phosphate shunt.
UCUCUAUACUGAUGAUAUACUCCAUUUAUUGUGUGGUACUCUGUUCAUUAGGGUACAUUGAGAGCUAAUCUAGGCUCUUGAAACUGGAAUUGAGAUGCCUCUAAUCAUUUGUAGGUGCAGAAUUGGAUUCCUCUACAUUCUGUAGCCACCUGGUCUGACAUAUGCCUUACUCAUUACUAUCAAGGCAAGAGACUAAUUCAAAAGGGAGUGUGAAGAAGCAUGACCAGAUGAACCUGAGGUGCCAAGCUAUUCCAGUUCAUUAGAACACAUGCACCUAACAACAGCGUGGGAAGUUGCCCAGGUAGAUCCUGUUUUUUAAAUGAAUCUGACUCAGAGUGCCCCAUCAGUCUACUUUCUAUCAUAAAGUGAUGGAAGAUGUCAUCAACAGUGCCAUUGAGUAGCACCUGCUCAGUGACACCCAGUUUGGGUUCCUCCAGGACCAUUUAGCUCUUGACUGCUUUUUAUAGCCUAAGUUCAAUCAUGGACAUAAGCACUGAAUUGCAGAGGGGAGGUGAGAGCAACAGCCCUUUAAUCUCAAGACUGCAUUCAACUGCGUGUAGCAUCAUGGAACCCUAGCAAAACUGGAAUCGGGCAGAAUCUCCCCGGUUGGAGUCAUUCCUGGCACAUAGGUGGGUGGUUGUAGUUUUUGGAUGUCCGUUAGCUCAAGAACAUCUCUGUAGGAGUUUGUCAAGGUCAUGUCCUCAGUCCAACCACUUUCAGCUGCUUGAAUGACCUUCCCUCAUAAAAAGGUCAAAAGUGAUGUUUGCUACUGAUUGCACAAUAUUCAGCAUCAUUCACAACUCCUCCUAUUGAUGUAAUCUCUGUUCACGUGUUACAAGACCUGGACAAUAGUCAAGCCUGGACUGACAAUGGCAAGUAACAUUUGCUAGGUAUUGACCAUCUCUAAUAAGAGACAAACUAACCACUACCCUUUGACAUUCAAUGGUGUUACCAUCACUAAAUCUUCCACUAUCAAUAUGCUGGGCAUCACUAGUGACUAGAAAUGCAACUGAACUCAUUAAUAUAGUGGCUACAAGAUCAGAUCACAGCCCAGGAAUACUCCAGCGAGUAACUUGCCAUCUGAAUCCCCAAAGCCUGUCCACAAUCUACAUAGCAUGCCAGAAACGUGAUGGGAACGCACCUAUCCAGGCAAGUGGCAAGUAUUCCAAUAAGCACUCAAGAAGCUUGACACCAUCCAGGACGAAGCAGGUUGAUUGACACUGCAUCUGCUCCCUCUACCAGUGUUCAGUAGAAGUGUGUACUAUCUACAAAGCUGCAGUGUAGAAAUUCAAAGAUUUUUAGGCAGCAUAUUCCAAACCCAGUACCACUUCCAUCUGGAAGGAUGAGGACAGCAGAGGCAUAGGAAAGUUACCACCUGAGGUUUCCUCCGAGCCAAUUAUCAUCCUCACUUGAAAAUGUAUCGUCAUUUCAUCACCGUCAAAAUGUUGGUAUUCCCUCCCGUUGGACACUGUGGGUCGACCUGCAGCACUUCAAGCUCACUACCACCUCUCGAGAUGACUAUGGGCAGGCAAUAAAUGUUGGCCAACCAGUGACGCCCACGUCCGAGUGGAUUAAAAGAGAACUGGUGACGCUACAUCAGAGGUGAAACCGCUUCCCCCUAAACGUUCAAUUGUAUUGGUCUUAUCGAGUACCCCACUUCACAUCCUAGGGUCAUCGCUGGCUCGAAUAUAUGAAAUAAAAGUAUAGCAUCAAGCUCCUUGAGCCCGCGCCACCAUUCAUUAAAUUCAUGACUAAUUUGUGUUUUGAAUUCCACAGCCACUUCUCAUACCCUCUGAUUCCCUUAGCCAACAAGAAUCUAAUGACCAAGUUUUCAUGCUACUAUGACCAGGCUCCUGCCACUUCCUGCGGCAGAGAAUUGCAAAGCUGUACAACGCUGAGAAGAAAAUAAAAACGUUAAAAAGGAACCUUUAAUUUCAACAGUGCCUACAAGUUCUGGACUCUUUCGCGGGAGAAAAUACUAUUCCCACAUCUCCCUCACCAAGAUGGAACUCCUGUAAAACCUAUAUUUUAUCGAACCAUCAGAGUCCGGGGUUUCUGUAGGGAGUAACUCACCUUCUCAAAAUAUUUCUACUACUUAGAAGGCUGGAGGAGAACGCAAUGUUAUGCGCUUGCCCCAGUGUGUGGGUGAAUAGACCUACUUAUGUAGGUAACUAUGGGGCAGGAGCACAAUGAAUGGAACACAGUGUGUCCGCUGAUGGGAAUAGGGACAAUGAAUGAGGCGCUGCGUCUCCGCGGGGAUCCUUGUGCAUUGAUUGGCUGCUAUGGGGAUUAUGUCAGUUGGCCGGAGCAACCUAUCAGAGAGGCUUUUACUUCGAGGUGAAGCCGUUCGCAGGUUAUUGACAGGAUGAGGUUCAGGGUUAUCUUGGUUCGACAUGGUGAAACAAGAUACAACAAAGCAAAACUUCUUCAAGGGCAGGGUGUGGAUGAACCUUUGUCUGAGUUUGGCUCCAAGCAGGCUAAGGCUGCAGGCCAGGCUCUCAGCAAAAUCAAGUUUUCACAUGUGUUUUCAAGUGACUUACAGCGUGCUAAACAGACUGCAUCUGCUAUUCUAUCAGAAAACAUUUGUGGGCAUAAACUUCAAAUAAAUUGUGAUCCAAAGCUUCGAGAAAGAAAAUAUGGAAUUGUUGAAGGAAAACCAUUAAGUGAAUUAAGAGCAUUGGCAAAAGCUGCAGGGCAGAGAUGCCCUGCUUUUACUCCUCCAGGAGCAGAGACUGUGGACGAAGUUCAGGCUCGAGCAAAGGAGUUUUUCAAUUAUUUAUGUAAUGACCUUAUGCAACAUGCAGAAAAAGUCAACACUGUGCCAGAUUGUAUUGAUGCCGUGGCCGAAUAUUCUGAAGACUUGCACAGUUCAUUCAAACAUCUCAACAGUGCAGAUUCCAGCAGUUGUAACAUAAAUAAUAGCAUUUCGCACAAGGCUGAAGAUAUAAUAGCCACUGUACUCAUCGUCAGUCACGGUGGAUUUAUGCUACAGUGGGUUAGCUAUUUUGUCAAGGAUCUGAAAUGUCCUUUACCACUAUGUUUUGACCAGUCCAAGGCCUUUUCUGUCUGUCCAAAUGCAGGAAUAAGCAGUUUUGUUGUUACUUUUGAUCAGAUUGCCGUCUCUUCUCCUCAGAUAAUUUGUGAUUAUCUGUACGAUUGUAGCCACCUUGAAGACAUUGGUGUUUGACAGGAUGUAUUUUUAGUCUGAGCCCCCAGUGAUAAUAGUUUUUUCAGGCAUUUUAGUUGUAAAAGCAUUUGCCAACAUACAGAUUCGGUUUGGAUUAAAUCCAUAUUAACUUGUUUAGGCAAAUGCACAAUAGAGCAGAUGCUGGAAAUCUGAAUAUGCCGGCCACACUCGACAAGUCAGGCAGCACCUGUGGAGAGUGAACAAAAAUCUUUCAGAUUUGAACAUUUUUUUUUCUUAAAAAUCCUCAGACCUUGAAUUUAAAAAUAGAAAUAUAUAGCAGAUUCUCUAAGCAAGUACAAUGGCAGAAAGUGGGAUGUAGGAAAGAAUAAAAGGUAUGAGUUUUGAGAGGGAGAAUGGUGGGAAAGAUUAAAUACCUUAAGGCAUGAUUGUGCAAGACAAAAGCAAAUGGUACGGGCCAAGUAAAGAAACAAAGAAUCUAGAGGUAAUGUAACUGUGAGUAGCAGAAUUGUCAUUAGCUGCAAUUGAAAAUAAGGAUGCCUUUCCUGCUUUUCCAGACCUGAAAAAAGGUCAUCUGGAUAAAUCUUAACUUUUCCUGUCUGCACAGAUGCUUCCUGAUCUGCUUAAUAUUCCCAGCAUUUCUCUCAUUUUAGCCUUUCUUAGAUUUUUACUCUGGUGUGUUAAAAUAUUGCAGCAAAACUUUUAAUUUAUUUUCUAAAAUAAAUUAUUGGUAUUUUCUUUCAUAUUGCAUUCAUUAAAAAUAUUCUCCACUUGCUUUAAUGGCUAAAAAUAUUUUAUCACACAUUGUCAUUUAAUUUCCUGACUGAGGUAAUGUAUUCUUAAUUGUUUGUUUGAAGACUACAGCUGCUGGUUAACUCUAAUAAAUUCCACACUGUGGAAGAGUCCUAUUCAAAAAUGCUGUAGUUAUUGCGUGCAAUGUGUAAAAACUAGUAGUACAUAAUAAGACUUGAAUGCAGUGACAUUACUGAGCAUAUAAUUGAAAGACUUUAAGCACCUUGAGAAGGGCUGUCACUUCUGAUUGAAAACUUGAACAUAAAGCUGCAUCAAGCUGCUUACCUUGUGCUAUGUUAAUAUAAAAUGAAUAGAUUUGUUACAAACGAACAUUUGGUUAAACUGAGAUUGAUCAAUAAAACUUCAGAUAUUUAUGUAUGUUACAAUGGAGAGAAGAAUAAAAUACAAUGUGUCAUAUUA